Ictalurus furcatus (blue catfish) is the source of this 2351-nucleotide messenger RNA. RefSeq names its product cell division cycle 42 (gene cdc42). NCBI's taxonomy places the organism in Eukaryota, Metazoa, Chordata, Actinopteri, Siluriformes, Ictaluridae. Gene Ontology annotation, biological process: modification of synaptic structure; small GTPase-mediated signal transduction. The coding region runs from base 529 to 1104 and encodes 191 amino acids. The record is from RefSeq and is a predicted model, not a curated record. Gene Ontology annotation, cellular component: dendritic spine. The transcript is spliced from 7 exons. Gene Ontology annotation, molecular function: GTPase activity; GTP binding.
AUGAACAGAUGGACAGACAGGUUGAUAGAUAGAUAGAUAGAUAGCCAGAUAAAUAGAUAGAUAGAUAGAUAGAUAGAUAGAUAGAUAGAUAGAUAGAUAGAUAGAUAUGCAUUUACUAUAUAAACAAUGCUAUUCAAGUGAUAAGAAUAUGGUACUAUAAAUAUAUAACGAUACGGUGAUUUAUUAGCUGUAAUAAUUACGUUGAGUAAAAUGGCGCUGUUCCGUUGAGGGCUCGUGCCCUUGCUCUUAUGCCUGGGAAACCCCGUGUGCGAGCUGCCAACGCCCGGCGCAGAGAAACAAACAGAACGGAAUACGUAACACUUGUGUAUAGAGACAUUACGGAAAAAAACUGAAGUGUGGAAGAAGGCAGUUGCAGCACGCAAACCCAAGAAUAUUACUGAACUGGAGGCCAUUGCUCAUGAGGAAUGGGAUAAGAUUCCUCAGAAACGCUGCCAGAAACUCUACAUCUUGUUUCCAGCAGAUCUUGAAUGAGAAGAGUGGACUGUUAAACACAAACAAAGCACAGUUAUGCAGACGAUCAAGUGCGUUGUGGUUGGCGAUGGUGCCGUUGGUAAAACCUGCCUAUUAAUCUCCUACACAACUAACAAAUUCCCCUCUGAAUAUGUACCAACGGUCUUCGAUAACUAUGCAGUUACGGUUAUGAUCGGUGGAGAACCGUACACCCUGGGACUGUUUGACACUGCAGGUCAGGAAGACUACGAUAGAUUACGGCCUCUGAGUUACCCCCAAACAGAUGUCUUCUUAGUCUGUUUCUCUGUCGUUUCCCCUUCUUCGUUCGAAAACGUCAAAGAAAAGUGGGUACCCGAGAUCACCCACCACUGUCCAAAGACCCCCUUCCUGCUCGUUGGUACGCAGAUCGAUCUGAGAGACGACCCGUCCACCAUCGAGAAGCUCGCGAAGAACAAACAGAAGCCGAUCACUCCGGAGACGGCCGAGAAGCUGGCCCGGGACCUGAAGGCCGUCAAGUAUGUUGAGUGCUCCGCUCUCACGCAGAAAGGCCUAAAGAAUGUAUUUGAUGAGGCGAUUUUGGCAGCCCUGGAACCCCCUGAGCCCAAGAAGAAGCGUAAAUGCGUGCUGCUAUGAGCGCCCUUUUCGUUCUCUCUCCCCUCCUUUCCUCCGCUAAGGCUGGCCAAUGGCUUUGUACUCUUAAAAAGCAAUGCCUAAGAAAAAAAAAAGGAAGUGAGUUAAAACAUUUUUUUGCUCUGCAAUAAAUAUAAUCUAAAGAAUACCCUGCACACACGCGCACACACACACACACACACACACACACACACACACACACACACACACACACACACAGAGGGCUUGAAUCAGUUUAUUGAGCUCCCUAUCAUCAUACCACAGAUUAAUCUAGAUUUACAUUUUAAACGUGUUACUUCACGGUGAACCAUAGAGAUGUGGAAUUUUUUUUUGUCAUUUAACCAAGUUUUUACUGGCUAAUAGUUCACCGACACGUGGGGCGGAGACGGUUAUUAGCACGUACUAGAGAUGUACGCUAGCAGCUCCGCAAAUUCUCCCGUGUAGUCGGAGUUAAACGUCUAACCUCUAAUUUUACACUAGAACGUCACCAGAAGUGCUUGGAGAAAAUAAUAAAACUUUAAAAAAAAAAAAAAAAAAAAAGAUCCUCUUUCUUUGCCAAUAUCCCCACGUCGUAGGAGGUUUGAAAGAGUAACCAUGUAAAUAAGAGCGGAUUAUAAUAAAGGACUCGUCACACAGAAUCGGGUUUUCUCACGGAGGGAACUUUUAACAGUGUUAGCAGAACAAGCGGCACGUCCUACUGUAUUGCCACGGACCAUGGAAGCGUUUUUUUUUUUUUGAUUGUUUGUUUUUCUUCAGAAAACUUGUAAUGCAUGGAGGUGAGCGCCUCUGGUUUCCUUUACAUAGGUUAACUACUUCUAUCAUGAAUUAAUUAAUUAAUAAUAACGUAAGCUGACAUGUUGUAGGCUCCACUUGUUUUUACCAAAAUGUUGUUUUUUUUUCCCCCCACCUUUUUUUCCCCCCCUUUGUUCCCUUUUCCUUAUUGCUUGUCACUGUUUUGUUUUCAUCAUAUACGGGCCGGAUCCCAGCGAAACUCUGAUCCAUCUCUUUAUUUAAUGGGCGAAAAACAAACAUUAGUGAUGAUCAUGAUAAUAGUGCUAACUUAAAGGCACCGUGUUUACUGUUGUGUAAAAGUUGCCCAGGUGGAUCAAGGUUGAUCUGAUUUCCUGUCGUUUAUCACCCGUUUUGUUAUGUGUUCAUUUCAGUGUAAGACCAAAUGCUAUGUAUGAAGUCUGUCCUUUGUACUGUAUAUGCAUUCUUUUAAAGUUUAUUAAACUUGUACCUUAAUUGCC